Messenger RNA from Mya arenaria, 2267 nucleotides. RefSeq names its product testis-expressed protein 47-like. The coding region runs from base 294 to 1214 and encodes 306 amino acids. Lineage: Eukaryota; Metazoa; Mollusca; Bivalvia; Myida; Myidae. The transcript has 8 exons. The record is from RefSeq and is a predicted model, not a curated record.
UUCCAAGGAGAGGGGAAGAGAGUAUCUCAAGAUUAGAUAAGUUGUGCCAUUUGAAUUCAGCUCUGUAAAUGAAAGUUUCAUAAACUUAUCAGUAGUUUUUGGAGGAAUAAUUUAUGGCCGAAGAUAAAAGCGUGUGCAGUUUGUAAAGACUUUAAGUCGUAAUCACAGGUUCACUUUCAAAGGGAAUUUUGUUAUAGAAAAUAUUCAUGAAAUUGUGAUUUGUUUCGAAUCUUGGAUAAAGGUAGCCAUUCAGGGAUAAAAAAUACAAAAAAGGAAUAGAAAAGUUUAACAGAAUGGCAGAAGCUGAACUAGUUCAAGUUUCUGCUGAUGGGCAGAAUGGCGAAGAACAGCAGCCAAUUAAUAAGGAUGCUCAGUCGAGCGUUAGAGUGAAAAGUAAAUCUAAGCUUAAGACACUGAGUCCGGAUAGGAAAGCAAAGAAAAUGGAGGAUUAUGAGUGGCCAAAGAAGAGUUAUUUCGAGACAAGGUGUCUCCUGGAUGGAGAAACUUCAGGAAGAAUGAAAAACCUUGUCCAUCGGUUGGUCUACAUUGGAAAGUUGCGUGACAAUGUUGGGGACAGAAUGGAUGUCGGCAACCACUAUGAGCACCUGCUGAAGAACCUACAAAACAACUUCCAGCACUCUGAGCCGAUGACUGGUCUUCUCCUAGUCUACCUUAAACACAUUGUCCACGUCCUUGAGACAUCAUCAGACAUGAUCACAGAGGUGAUGAAGGACAUCAUGCAUGAACAGCGGACGGAGGAUGGGUUCCUGGAGGAUGCCAAGAUUCUCAUCAUCUCACACGACAUCCCGUCCCGUCUCUACCAGCAGUGGAACUUCCGCACCCUCGACAUUCAGGCUGCCCGUAUGGAGUCAUACGAAUCAUCGGAGGGAGCUGAUAGGAUUAUUCUGGACAUGCUCGGACAACUGCUCAAGUUGGGAAACAAGCUCGCAAUCACUCCAAAGACAGGUGAAGAUGGUACAAGCUACCUCAAGGAGGAGGAUUUGGUAUCGUUCAAAACUACACUUGACCAGCUACAUGAAAAAUUCCCAGACUUAUUGCCACAGCAAGCCCAUCUACAUUACUUGAUGGAGGAGAACGAUCAGGUGAUGAUCUCCCCUGACGAAUAUAUGUCCCAGCGUAGCAGACCCUUCGACAUCACACUUGAGAGUGAAAUGGUGUGGCCUCUUCCAACCAAACUAUUCCCGUACAAUUGAUGACAGUUUUGGACAAAUAUCAUCCUUUCUCUCAGUAAAAUAUUCACUGAAGACAUUUCCAUUCCACUUUUUCACCACCAUUUUAAUGGAUGUAACAUGUUUUCAGCUUUUGAGUGGCAUUUUGAAUUAUUUUGAAAACACACAUGAUAAAUAAUCUAAAUAUGCAAAUUUAAUAUUUUCUCAGAAAUAAUAGAGGUUCUCAUCUUAAGAUAAGCAAUGUUGUAAUGGCUUAAGUUAUGUGCCAGUUGGUAAACUCUCUAUGAAUUAAGCAAAAUGAGAAGCCAUCUUGUAGUUUGGUACACAUAAACAUUGAAGACAUGUUUUUUGCCAAAUGUCAAAGUACACAAUGAUUUUGUCCUUGAUUUGUGAUAACCAUAUAAACUUAACUUAAAUGUAACAUCUACUUUAUCCAAGCCUUUGUUUUUGAAUUUUAGCUAUAGUAGUUGAUAAUAGAAAAACAUUUGUGUAUGUGUUUAACUUAUAUUUUUAUGUCAAAGAGCUAUUCUUUGCUUAUUACAAAGUCUGUGAUAUUUUUGUAUUUUUUAGAUCAUCUGAUUUUCGAACAGAAAAAAAAACAAUCAAGGUAAUGUCAUUGCCUUGGUGCUGUUGGUGAUAGCAUCAUCGGCAUGUCAUUAGAAGUCAAUUAAAAUUGGCCUUAACUCAACAAAAAUUCAUGAUAUUCAAAUGAAACUUGGUACACAUUCUGCCAGAAAUAUAAUGUUUAGAAAGGCCGAGCUAUGACUUGGGUAUUGUUGAGAUAUACAGUCAUCAACUAAUAAAAAGAAUAAGAUGUUGGAGUUUGCUUAGAGCACUUAUAUUUUUAUAUGUUUUCAAAUGAACUUUUUAAGUACUUAAGAAUAUCAUUUGUUCGACCUCAGACAUUGUGUUUAGAAAAAAAAAUAAAGUGAAUCAUAAAUGUAUUAGUCGAUUAUGUUUUUGCAUUUUCUUUCUGGUAAAUGAGCUGUGUUAUGUUCGUGAUUUAACUGUUAUGUUUAUAUUUUAUUCAUUUGUACUUAAAAUAUUUUGAAUAAUAAAUUUAUACAUUGCAAUGUG